GAGCCGGGGUGGUGGCGGCAGUGGUGGCAGUGGGACAGAGGCUGGACCCCUGGAUCGGUACAACUUGAGGCAGUAGGGCCAAGCAUCAGGCACAGUGGUUGGGGGAAGCCCCCCCAGAGGCAAAGGCACUUGCUGCACUUUGCUGCUUGGGUGGAAAGUGGUAAACAGCCAAAGAAUAUUGUUUGCUUGCAUGCACCGGGCAAGGGAAGGCUGUCCAGGCCCAAGAGACAGUGAGCCCCAAAGCAGCACAGGCUACAUCCCCCAAGCCCCGGACUCUGGCAGGGGAGGAUCCCUUCACUCCCUCUCCUCAAGGUCCUGCUGCUGGCCCCUUGCCCGCUUCCCAGGGCCAGGCCAGCAGGCCAGCCAAGGAACACCAGGUCUUGUUGAAGCCCCAAGGUGGGGUGGUUGGGCAUGGCCCUGACCUGGGUGGGCCCACACUCUUCUGCCCGAGGCAUCUUGGACUGGAGUCUGCCUGGCCGGACAACAGGAGUAUGGACAAGGGCUGACAGUAGAACUGUGCUCUCCUGGAGUACCCUGCUGACCCCCGAGGAGGUCUGGAUCAGCUCCGAGAGGGGGCAGGAGCAUGCCUUUUGAGACUAUGGUGGGAAGGGGGAUCCGAGAGCCUGCCCUGUCAGCGUCCAACCCCUCCAAACGUCCCCUCACCGUGCAAACAGCUUCAGGAGCAGAUCCCCAUUGGUCCAUCCCUUCCCAACCCAGGACCACAGACAUCCUGUCUACGAAAUCCCUCGGGUCUCGCUGGGCAGUUUCUCCCACCUUCAACCCUGGAUGGAGGGUGGUGGUCUCUGGGUGGAUUCACACCCUGCAGCAGGUUUGGUCAGGCCUCUUGCACGGGCCCCUGUCUGGCCCUCCCUUCUCUCAUCUCCACCCUCCUCCAAGUCCCUGACCCCUGUGGCUAUCAGUGCCACCACUGCUAGCCGAGGGGCUGAAGCCCCGAGGAGUAGUGGAGCCAGGUCCAGCCCUUCAGAUGAAAACUGCCCCCCAAGCCCACAUCAGCCGGUUCAUGGGAGCUGAAGCGGCAGUGGCACCCAGUACCCUCCCUGCCCAUCUCCCAGCUGUAUGCACUCGGAAAGACAGGACUUGCACCCGCCCGCCUGCCCAGGGACCCUUCCUCCCUGAGACCUGACAGGGAGGAGUCAUCCCAGCCUGUCUCUCCUGGAGUCCACACUCGCUCUGCUCCACACUGCUCUCUCCAGCCAGUCCAGCUGCUGCCCGGUUGGUCACCUGAUCCUCCUGUAAACUUUAUGGUGUGUGGAGCAGUGGCAGCUGGCCUGAUGGGGGCGGGGGUUGUGCCUUAAAGGAGCCGGAGGGCACCCCGGCCCCUGGGCUUCACCCCUUCCUCCAGCCAGAAGGGGCUGGCAUGGGCGGGGACGGGAAGAAGCCGGUGCUUCUCCAGUGGAGGUGGCUACUGUGCCCUGCUUCUCUCGCCGGCCUGGAGAAGGCCAGUUGUCAGCAGAGGGCAGGAGACUGAUCCUGGAGCAGAACCCAGGGCGGCUCAGGGCUCGUCCACCUCUCUAGCCCGACCCGGGCGGGCGCCUUGAGCCGCCGCGGCAUGGGGCGGGCCACCGCCGCCGCCAUCAUCCCGGGCUUGGCCCUGCUCUGGGCCUCAGCACUGGGGGACGCUGCUCCGAGCCCCCCGCGCCUGCGGCUCUCCUUCCAAGAGCUCCAGGCCCGGCACGGGCUCCGGACCUUCCGCCUGGAGCGGGCCUGCUGCUACGAUGCCCUGUUGGUCGACGAGGAGCGUGGACGCCUGUUUGUGGGUGCCGAGAACCACGUGGCCUCCCUCAGCCUGGACAACAUUAGCAAGCGGACCAGAAAGCUGGCCUGGACAGCCCCCGUGGAAUGGCGAGAGGAGUGCAACUGGGCAGGGAAGGACAUUGGUACGGAGUGCAUGAACUUUGUGAAGUUGCUGCACAUCUACAACCACACCCACUUGCUGGCCUGUGGCACCGGGGCUUUCCACCCCACCUGCGUGUUCGUGGAGGUGGGCCACCGGCUAGAGGAGCCCACACUGCGGCUGGACCUUCGAAGCCAAGAGGACGGCAAGGGGAAGAGUCCGUAUGACCCCAGGCAUCGGGCAGCUUCCGUGCUGGUGGGGGAGGAACUGUACUCAGGGGUGGCUGCAGACCUCAUGGGUCGGGACUUUACCAUCUUCCGCAGCCUGGGCCGGCGGCCAAGCCUCCGCACAGAGCCACACGACUCCCGCUGGCUCAAUGAGCCCAAGUUCGUGAAGGUCUUCUGGAUCCCAGAGAGCGAGAACCCAGAGGACGACAAAAUCUACUUCUUCUUCCAAGAGUUGGCGGUGGAGGCAGCCGCAGCCCUGGGACGCCUGACUGUGUCCCGUGUGGGCCAGAUCUGCCGGAAUGACGUGGGUGGCCAGCGCAGCCUGGUGAACAAGUGGACAACCUUCCUGAAAGCGAGGCUGGUGUGCUCUGUGCCUGGCGUCGAGGGCGACACCCACUUUGACCAGCUGCAGGAUGUGUUCCUGAUGCCCUCAAGGGACCGCCGCAGCCCACUGCUCUACGCUGCCUUCUCCACAUCCAGGUUAGGUGGCCUCUUCCAGGGCUCUGCAGUGUGUGCCUACAGCAUGAACGACGUGCGCCGGGCCUUCCUGGGACCUUUUGCACACAAGGAGGGGCCCAUGCACCAGUGGGUGUCUUACCAGGGCCGGGUGCCUUACCCUCGGCCUGGCAUGUGCCCCAGCAAGACCUUCGGCACCUUCAGUUCCACCAAGGACUUCCCAGAUGACGUCAUCCAGUUUGCCCGAAACCAUCCCCUCAUGUACAAUCCUGUCCUGCCCGUGGGCGGACGCCCUCUCUUCCUGCAAGUGGGCGCCGGGUACACCUUCACGCAAAUUGUCGCUGACCGAGUGGCAGCUGCUGACGGCCACUACGAUGUGCUCUUCGUUGGCACCGACGCGGGCACGGUGCUCAAGGUGAUCUCGGUCCCCAAGGGCAGCCGGCCUAGCUCCCAAGGGUUGCUCUUGGAGGAACUGCACGUGUUCGAGGAUUCGGCUGCUGUCACCAGCAUGCAGAUCUCUUCCAAGAGGCACCAACUGUAUGUGGCCUCGCGGAGCGCGGUGGCCCAGAUCUCCUUGCACCGCUGCGCCGCCCACGGCCGCGCCUGCGCGGAAUGCUGCCUGGCACGUGACCCCUACUGCGCCUGGGACGGGGCUGCGUGCACGCGCUUCCAGCCGAGUGCCAAGAGGCGGUUUCGACGGCAAGACGUAAGGAAUGGUGACCCCAGCACACUGUGCUCCGGAGACGCGGCGCGCGCUACACCCCAGGAGCAGAAGGUGCUGGGCGUGGAGGGCGGCAGCGCUUUCCUGGAGUGUCAGCCCCGCUCUCUGCAGGCGCGUGUGAACUGGACCUUCCAGCGUGCAGGGGAGCAGGCCCGCACCCAGGUGCCGGCGGAGGGACGUGCAGAGCGCACAGUGCAGGGGUUACUGCUGCGCGGGCUGCGGCGUGCGGACUCCGGCGUGUACCUGUGCGUGGCUGUCGAGCAAGGCUUUACGCAGCCUCUGCGUCGCCUGGCGCUACACGUCCUGAGCGCUGCGCAGGCUGAGCGGCUGGUGCGGGUAGAGGAGGUGGCGCCCCCGGCGCCCCCGGGACCCAAGCUCUGGUACCGCGACUUCUUGCAGCUGGUGGAGCCAGGCGGCGGCGGUGGUGGCCCGAGCUCCCUGCGUAUGUGUCGCCCGCCUCCCGUGCCAGGCCCACAGCCCCCCGCGCCCCGGAGGAAGGGCCGAAACCGGCGGACUCACGCCUCGGAGUCACGUGCUGAGCGUGGCCCACGCAGCGCAGCGCACUGGUGAAGGCGCAGAUGGAGACGGGAGGCCAGAACCUGGGAUGUAGAGAUGGGCGGGCACACCGAGGACCCUGGUACUAGACCAAGACACCAACUGACAGGCCCGGGCACCGAAGGGCAGCUGCUCCGGCUUAUUUAUUAACAGCUAACCCUUGAAUGUGGCCCCAGAGGGGCGGCCCAGGCUUGGCUAGAAUGAGCAGAUAAGUGGGGCUCCGGAAGCACUGGGAGAGCUCACCCUGUGGGCAGGACCCCCUCCUUGGGCUGCAAGCUGUGAACAGGUGGGGCUGCUGGGGCAGGCCGACUGUACUAAAGUAAUGCAAUAAACACAUUAUCAGCUGAAA
Molecule: messenger RNA, 4163 nt
Organism: Echinops telfairi (small Madagascar hedgehog)
Lineage: Eukaryota; Metazoa; Chordata; Mammalia; Afrosoricida; Tenrecidae
Gene: SEMA3B
Product: semaphorin 3B
Exons: 19
Coding region: 1571-3829 (752 amino acids)
Biological process (GO): positive regulation of cell migration; negative regulation of axon extension involved in axon guidance; semaphorin-plexin signaling pathway
Molecular function (GO): semaphorin receptor binding; chemorepellent activity
Source: RefSeq, a predicted model, not a curated record